GUACGUCCCUCUUGCCGAGAUGUAGAAAUACCUGGUGCUGGGAUCGAUGUGCAAGAUCUUCAGGAAGACUCUCUGCUGUCUUGCCAUUUCCAGGGAUGAACAAAGUGAUCGGGGCUUUAAAAUGGUGAGUGAGGAACUACAGCUAUAUGACUAUUAAGUGACAAGGAAUGUAAGUUAAGCACUGAAAUUCAAGGGGUGGAAAAUGGAUGCUUUCAAAAAGCACUAUAGUCUCUCUCCCAGGACCUUCAGAAGAUCAUUGUCAGAACACGAUGCUGGCACUGCUGCCUUGAAGGACUAUCAUUGGUACCACCAAAUGAAAAGCAAGAAGAUGAAUAAACAAAUGAGUUUUGACCCAGAGAAACCUCUUGAAGCGUACAGGUGGCAGACACAUCCUCGGCUUCCCUGGAGGAUAAGCAAAAGAGAGGGCUCUUGCAGCCUGAAAGGGGCAUACAAUGAUCCAAGUCUUGCCAAAAGUUCUGCAAAUGUGCAUGCUGCUAGUGCUGAUGAUCUCCAUGAAGACCCCACAGAAACACUUUUCCAGGCAAGGACAAGACCGCUUCGUGUUCCCUUCAACCGCUCCCUGUCUGAACCUGUGCCACACGUUGGGAACAGGAAUGCAAAGCCAUUUCUUCAAGCUGUGCAUUCGGUGGACUCUGAACAGCAGGGCUAUUUCAUCCGUGGGAUUUUCUCCUCUCUCUCAAGUGGCUUUUCAAAGAUAAUGAAUCGAAAAGGAGAGCUUGGAAUUGAGUCAGUAAAUGAAAGGAAGUCAGAUGAUAAUCAAAUUGAGUUGAGUACAGAUGUGAAAGGACCACCUACACACAGACUGUCCUGCGGCCAGUCCCCUUACACUGAAACCACCACGUGGGAGAGGAAGUACUGCAUCCUGACAGACAGCCAGCUGGUGCUGCUCAACAGGGAGAAAGAGGUGUCUCCGGACGGGUUUCAGGAGCCGCCGGGGGAUGGGGCCAAGGGGCGCUGCCUGCGCCGGACGGUUAGCGUCCCCUCCGAGGGACAGUUCCCCGAGUACCCGCCAGAGGGCGCGGCCAGACUGGAGGUCCCAGCAGAGCGGUCCCCUCGCAGACGGAGCAUCUCAGGGACCAGCACUUCUGAGAAGACCAACCCCAUGGAUGUGUCAAAUACGUCUCCAUUCAAAGUGCCAGGAUUCUUCAGUAAACGUCUGAAAGGAUCCAUCAAGAGGACAAAGAGUCAGUCAAAACUGGACAGGAACACCAGCUUCCGUCUCCCAUCUCUCCGCAAUGCUGAUGACAGGUCACGUGGAUUGCCAAAACUGAAAGAGUCCCGUUCCCAUGAGUCUUUACUGAGCCCAGGCAGCGCCGUGGAGGCCCUGGAUCUCGGGUCAGAAGAAAAAGUCGUUAUCAAACCGCUUCACAGCAGUAUCCUUGGACAAGACUUCUGCUUUGAGGUAACCUACUCCAGUGGCAGUAAAUGCUUCAGUUGUUCCUCUGCAGCAGAGAGGGACAUGUGGAUGGAAAACCUACGUAGGACAGUGCAGCCAAAUAAGGACAAUUGCCGUCGAGCUGAAAAUGUGCUCCGUCUCUGGAUCAUUGAGGCGAAGGACCUGGUUCCCAAGAAGAAAUACUUCUGUGAGCUGUGCCUUGAUGACACUCUCUUUGCCCGCACCACCAGCAAAGUAAAAGCAGAUAACAUUUUCUGGGGAGAGCACUUUGAGUUCUACAGUCUCCCACCUCUUCACAGCAUUACAGUUCACAUCUACAAGGAUGUAGAGAAGAAAAAGAAAAAGGACAAAAAUAAUUACGUGGGCCUGGUCAACAUUCCCAUGGCCAGUGUAACCAGUCGCCAGUUUGUGGAAAAAUGGUACCCAGUCAGCACACCUACACCCAACAAAGGGAAAUCAGGGGGACCUUCCAUUCGGAUAAAGUCCCGUUAUCAGACCAUCACCAUCUUGCCCAUGGAGCAAUACAAAGAAUUUGCAGAGUUUAUUACCAGCAACUACACUACCCUGUGCUCUGUGCUGGAACCCGUGAUCAGCGUAAGGAAUAAGGAAGAGAUGGCUUGUGCUUUGGUGCACAUUCUUCAGAGCACUGGGAGAGCCAAGGACUUCCUGACGGACUUGGUGAUGUCUGAGGUAGAUCGUUGUGGGGAGCAUGAUGUCUUGAUCUUCAGGGAGAACACGCUUGCUACCAAAGCUAUUGAGGAAUACUUAAAGUUGGUAGGACAGAAGUAUCUUCAUGAUGCACUAGGGGAGUUUAUCAAGGCCUUGUAUGAGUCAGAUGAAAACUGUGAAGUGGAUCCCAGCAAAUGUUUACCCAAUGAAUUAACAGAUCAUCAGAGCAACCUGAAAAUGUGUUGUGAGCUGGCCUUCUGCAAGAUUAUCAAUUCUUACUGCGUAUUCCCUCGUGAGCUGAAGGAGGUCUUUGCAUCUUGGAAGCAGCAGUGCCUGAGCAGGGGCAAGCAGGACAUCAGCGAACGCCUGAUCAGUGCCUCCCUCUUCCUCCGCUUCCUGUGCCCUGCUAUCAUGUCCCCCAGCCUCUUCAAUCUCAUGCAGGAGUACCCUGACGACCGGACAUCUCGCACACUCACACUUAUUGCCAAAGUCAUUCAGAAUCUCGCCAAUUUUGCUAAGUUUGGUACUAAGGAAGAGUAUAUGGCUUUCAUGAAUGACUUUUUGGAACACGAAUGGGGAGGAAUGAAGCGUUUUCUGCUGGAAAUCUCUAAUCCAGAAUGCGUAUCAAACAUGCCUGGAUUUGAGGGUUACAUCGACCUGGGCAGAGAGCUCUCAGUUUUGCAUUCGCUCUUAUGGGAGGUUGUGUCUCAACUUGAUAAGGGUGAAAAUUCCUUCCUACAGGCGACCGUGGCAAAACUGGGACCUCUUCCUCGUAUCCUUGCUGAUAUCACCAAAUCAAUGACCAACCCUACGCCAAUACAGCAGCAGCUGAGGCGUUUCACUGAGCACAACUCUAGUCCAAACGUCAGUGGCAGUCUCUCCUCAGGGCUUCAGAAGAUAUUUGAGGACCCCACUGAUGGUGACUUGCAUAAACUGAAGUCUCCAACCCAGGAAAACAUAGAUGGAUACUUUAGGGGCAAGACCUUACUGUUGGUUCAGCAGGCAUCCACACAGAGCAUGACUUAUUCGGAUAAGGACGAAAAGGAAAGCAUCCUGCCCAAUGGACGUAGUAUCUCUCUCAUGGACCUCCAAGAUACUCACACGACUCACGGCGACCAUGCUUCUAUUAUGCACGACGUGCCUUUGUGCUUGGCCGGCAGCCAGGUCUCUGUCACACAGGUGGCAACCAUCAAACAGCUGUGGGAAACUCAGAGCACGCCUCAGAGUGCUCCCCAGGUGAGAAGGCCUCUGCACCCGGCUUUGAACCAACAAGGCACCCUCCAGCCUCUGUCAUUCCAGAACCCAGUUUACCAUCUCAACAACCCGACCCUGCCGCUGCCCAAGGCCUCUGUGGAUUCCAGCCUGGAGAACCUGAGCACUGCCAGCUCCCAGAGCCAAAGCAACAGCGAAGACUUGAAACUCAGCGGCCCCAGCAACAGCAGCAUGGAGGACUUCACCAAGCGCAGCACGCAGAGCGAGGACUUUUCCCGGCGCCACGCCGGAGCAGACAAGCACGUGCCCAUGGCGCUGCCCCGCCAGAACUGCAGCAGCCACGCACAGAUCCGCAAGGUGGACCAGGGCGGGCUGGGGGCCCGGGCCAAAGCGCCACCGUCGCUGCCGCACAGCGCGUCCCUGCGCAGCACCGGCAGCAUGUCCGCCAUGUCAGGGGCCGCGGUGGCCGAGCCCCUGCAGAACGGCAGCCGCUCCCGGCAGCAGUCCUCGUCCUCCAGAGAGAGCCCUGUCCCGAAGGUGAGGGCAAUCCAGAGGCAGCAGACGCAGCAGGUUCAGUCGCCUGUGGACUCUGCCACCAUGUCACCAGUGGAAAGGACAGCUGCGUGGGUUCUCAACAAUGGACAGUAUGAAGAAGUAGAGGAGGACACAGAGCAGAAUCCAGAUGAAGUCAAACAUGCUGAGAAGUAUGAACAAGAGAUAGCGAAGCUGAAGGAGCGCCUGAAGGUGUCAAGUCGCCGCCUGGAAGAGUACGAGCGUCGGCUCCUGGUGCAAGAGCAGCAGAUGCAGAAACUGCUGACAGAGUACAAAUCAAGGCUGGAAGAGAGUGAGGAAAAACUGCGCAGGCAGCAGGAGGAGAAGGACAGCCAGAUGAAAAGUAUCAUCAGCAGACUUAUGGCAGUUGAAGAGGAGCUGAAGAAGGAUCAUGCAGAGAUGCAAGCUGUCAUUGAUGCAAAGCAGAAAAUUAUUGAUGCACAGGUCAUAAAUGGGGAUGAGAUAAUUCAAACAGGAGAAGCGGAUCGUGUCGCUGGACUCGGCCAACAAGCGGCUGAUGGGUGCCCUGACGCAGGUGAAGGAGCGCUACAGCGUGCAAGCGCGCAAUGGCAUCUCCCCCACCAACCCCACCAAGCUUUCCAUCACGGAGAAUGGUGAAUUCAAAAACAGCAGCUUCUGACUGGGCACCUUCUUGCCAGCCGUCUCCCCAGAAGAAGGACAAUAGACAGUAGACUUAAGAAACCUUCAAAACACAGCCACCUUCCCCUUUUAGGUUUACAUAAUGCUGCUAAGAAAAUGCAAAAGGAAAAAUAAACAAACCCAACAAACAGACUCUGAAAGGUGGGCUUUGAUUCCCCACUGGAGGCCAGGAGAACCGGGCUCCCGAGAACAAGUCCUUCCAUAUCACUGUGUAAAUAGAGGGAGGGAGCUCUGGGGUCAUGUACAGAAAAUGCUGAUGUAAUAUACCCAAAGGAAGUGAAUACUGUAGAUUUUUUUAAUUAUUGCUAUUUUUAUUAUUAUUAUUAUUAUUAUUUUUUGCUCUUGUUGAAAGCACUGCAGCCCGUGGAGGAGGAAGGGGGGGAGUGUGAGUGCACGUGUGUUGUGGGUGAGAGAGAGAGAGAGAGGAGCAGUGGGUUAAACUAGACAGCAGCUGUAUGUAUCAGGCCGGCUGACACAAGUACACGAGUGGAGUGAAAUAGUAGUGAAAUGAAUUCUGUAAGAAAAACUCAUCUGCUGGUUUUAUUCCCCUCUUCUCUAGCUGUUCUUUUCCUGAAUGCAAACUUGAUAGCAAACAUUUUAGAAAGAAAAUUGGCUCCUGCUGGGUCCUGUACUUACUUUAGGUAGGGCUCUGGCAAAAAAAAUACCAUUGUCAGGCUUUUUGAACAAGGUCCAAAGAGCAGCAAGCUUGUCUCCUUGCAUUUGCACAAAGUCCAGCCUCCCAUCAGACAGACAGACAGGGAACCUGCAGUUUUUCAAGGUAGGAUCCUUUCUGGUUUUUACCCUGCUUCUAAAGCAGUUUUAUAUUUUCUGUUUUGAGAAUUUACAGACCUGUAAAUACUUUUAUUUCUUACAAUUUCUAUCCAACCCCCACUUUGUGCAGCGUGCAGUGGCACCUCAAGUUCCUUCUCCGCACCCCAUCAGGACCAGCCGGGCAAGGCCCUGAGGACAGGCUGAGCUGCAGGCUGCCCAUGCUCAGCAAAGUAGGCAUCCAUAUGCAAAGUUCCCUUUUUUCCUAGAGGAUUUCUAUAUUUUAACUGCUGUUCAAUGUCACUGCUUCAGCUACCAGCUUAGCCAGUCUAGUUCCAAUGAAAGAUGCUUUCUGCACGUUUGUGUUUAAAAGAUCUUCCAUUUCCACUGACAUUUUCCUUUCUCUGGAUACUCCAAAAGGUUUUGGGAGCUUUUUUUUUUUUUAAGUUCUCUACACACCAUUUUCCUCUGAAGGAGUUUUUAUUAAGCUUUCAGCUCCAGUUACUUUCAGUUCCAUUUCAUAGAAGCGUACUUACAGGCUGUACGUGAAUGCAUAUGUAAUUACAAAGUGACCUUCUCCUGGAAGAUAAUGACAUUCACCAACUGUAAAAGAUUAACAAUAAACGGCACAGUAUUGUCAAUUCUCAUCAUUUCCUCAAAUGCCACAAUAUUUAGUCUGAGAGGCUGUUUUCAAGCCUCAGAUUCUAGACUCAGUAGUCACUUUGUGAUUAUCUUUCUAGCCCCAAAACUCUCAAAGUAAAUAAAAUUAUGGCAACAGCAGUUGAAAUUUUGAAUUGGAGAAAUAAACCCAUAAGGGUGAGUGUGGUUAAACCAUUCAAACGUGUUCUAGACAACAGAAAUUGGAAGAGUGGGCUUCAAAACAAGACAGAACCUUGAGAGGGGGAUGUGUUUAGCAAACAGUUAGGAGCACAGCUCAGCACAAGUUACUGAGGUGGCUGUGGGGUACCUGGCUGCAGUCAGACAGCCGUUGGUACGGAGAAGGCCAGAGCUCAUUGUCCUUUCUGGCCUUAGCUUCUAAAUCUCUAAAACUGUACUACAUGGAAAAUGGAGGAGUUUCUAAGCCAAGUUCUUGACCUCCUGGAAAUGUUGCCUUGAAAAUGAAGGAUUGGCAAUACUGAGGGCCUAAAUCCAAUGUCUGUUGUCAAGUUUGUGUGUAUGUUCUUUGUUGAAGUGCAAAUGUGGCCCCUGCAGGUGCGGGGGUGGUACCUGUCCUGCUGACCAGUGUCACAGCACUCCACUGAAAGGCCAUCACACCAGUGUGGCACCUGACCAACUAUGCAUAAAUACAGAGACUACAUCUCCUGCACUGUAGGAUGGAGAGGAAAAAUGUGCUUGGAUCUCUCCUAGCAUGACUUUGGCUGUUAAUUUGCAUCUAGAGCAGACUUGUCUGCAGCAAGUUGGGAUUUAUAUUUCAUGCUUUCAGAUCAAAGCUGCUCUGUCUGCUCAAAUGUGACUUGAUCCUACAGCCCAAGGAGCAUCCCUGUCUUGUUGUUGGAAUAUCCGUAGCAAAGUCAGCCCUGUGUGACUCACCUGGGGUUGGGCUUUGCAUUUGCUCAGUAGUGAUUUCUUUUCCAUACUUUCCAAACCGUCUUCCAGCUCUGGGUUAUUGCUGACUCUGCUGUUUUCUUUCUCAAAUAGUGCCUUUAAGUUCCUCCUCCUUUCCUUCCUCCUUCAUGCAUUACAGCUGUAAGCAGACUAUCGAGUUUGUGUUAAUCUCUCUUGUGAGCAGCUCUCUUUUACAAGAAACCUUUGCACAGCCCUUUUGGUUGAGUUGUUUCUGUGUGAUCUGCAUCUCUCCUUUGCUAUGUACUGUAAUUACACAGCCACAUCCUGGGAAGUUUGUUCCCCAAAAGUAGCCUUUUCAGAUGGGCACGUGCAAAUAGCCUGGGUCUUCUGUGACUGAGCCGUGAGAGCAAGUGGCAUAGGAGUAGGCUGACUAGGAGGCAGGAGCAGAUGUGUCGUUCUGGUAGCCUUAGUCCAGCAUUAAACAUUUCAGCCCUGAUUUUUAAAGGGGAAGUAAUAGUCUGCCCUGAGACAGAUACUUUGGUGAGGUCUUAAGUAACUUGUCAUUCUAAUAAUGUACCUUCUUCUACCUAUUUCUUAAGCUUGUAGGGAAAAAAGUUGCUAUUCUAAAAGAGUGUGACCCAUCGGUAUCAUCCUCGCAGCUCAUCAUGAGGCUGAUUGCUUCUCUUACAUUGCAGUUUCUCCCCUAAAGUGCAAAGCCUACUCCUCUAACUCCCGCUGUGGAGGAGAAGCUGCCCGUUGACCCAAAAAGGGGCUGAAGGUUGCGGAAUCUCAAUGCUGCAAGACAAAAAUUGAUUAGCUGCAGAGCAAAACGUUGAGCUCUCAAGUUCUGCAGGCAACUGUCUCUCCUAGUUUGUUACCAGGCAGCUUUCUAGAAAAAUUUUCAGCUGCCUCAAGCUGACAAGAUGUGAAAAUGCCAGCUUCUAUUUUGUCCAGUCUGAUAAAAUUCAAGUGGCAGUAAACCACGUGGAAGCCAAAAGGUCUGUCUAUUUUGGAGCAAGAGCUCUAACUGGGCCUGGUCACAUUUGGUUUCAGACUAAUUGCCAGUUGGAUUCUGCAGUGAUGAGAGAAGUAAAUAGCACAGAGCCUGAUGAUGAGUGUUAUUGUCAUUAGUUUUUGGUUCCUGCUUUCAGGAGAUACAUCAGGCUGUGUCUAAUGCUGAUGCAAGCAACUACUGCGCUCGUUUGGAAACAGCUGAAGUGGUGCAGCCUGUAGGAGUAAUACUCAUGUAUUCCUAAGCCUGAAACAGAAAAGUUGCCCCAUCCUGGCCAUGUGACUCGGUAUUGUUCUGGGAUGAUUCUUCCCAAAUGGUUGGCAGGGGCUCCUGGGUGAUCAGCGGUGAGGAAGCGGCAGUGGGACAGGCCCUGAUGAGGAGGGAGCGUAGCCCAGGCCAGCACCCUGUGAAGGCCCAGUCUCUGCAGCUCUAGGAAUUCAGACCUUGUUUUUUCUAAAGGUGACACACAGAUUUCAGAUCCAGGAAUAUCCUUUUCCCCCUUGCUGUAAUAGAAAUGGGCAGCUAUGCAGAAAAGCACAGAUUCCUACAGCUAACACAUUUUGCAGCAUUAAUUCGUCUCCAGCGGCAUCACAGGCAGGGGAUCCAGAGCAGCAUGGAAAGGGAUGUGUCUGUUUUCUGCUUGGAGAAUUAGAGGUGUAUGCACUAAUAAAUUCCACGUUCAUCUAAUAAGUUAUCCAAGAACUGGGGUUUCUUUUAUGUCCCUGCAAUUACUUUGGGUUGGCUUAGGCUUUUUUUUUCCUCAUCAACACGAUCUCUUAAUUUCAUCUUUUAAUGCUUGCUUUAAACCCACCAGCUUCUAAGCUCACCUGAAAACUCAAUGAUUGAAGCCUGUCACUUUUACAGCAGCACCCGUGGAAUGUGUCAGCAACAUUUCCCUGCUGAGGCCACCGUGUGUGUGUGAAUUCUGUUUGUGUUCCACAAAAACAUCCGCAGCGUUCCUACAGAAUUAAUUCCUGCCCGGGUUGAGCCAUGAAAUGCAUUUCCCUCAGCCCUGGGCAUGGUCAGCCACAGGGAUCCAGCUGAGUCGUACAAAGCGAAAGGAUUACGUUUAGGCUGAUGCUUUUAGGUGUUUCCUCCUCCACGGUAAGUGAACUCCCGUGAGAGCGAACAUGUCGUUACGGAUCGCGCCUGCCAGGAACCUUACCUGUAAAAAUAGAUUUUUCUGUCUCAAGGGCCUUAAUAAGAGUGUUACUACACAGAACUGUUUUACAAUGAUAGCUCUAAAUAAUUUAUUUUUUAUUUCCACAAAGUACACCUUAAAAAGUAAUGAACUUGUUUUUCAAGCCGUAUUUUUAUGCUAGUAGCACUGGACUGUUUGGUCUCUGAGAUCCAUUUCUGCAUUUCAUUGCCUGGGUUUGUUCUAAAGAAGAUUUAUUUUUGUUCUGUGAAUAAUUUUUGAAGGUUCUUGUAAUAUGUACAGAUAUAGAUACAUUUGAGGUCUUUUAUUGAUAU
Messenger RNA from Colius striatus (speckled mousebird), 9290 nucleotides. It is a transcript of the gene RASAL2, whose product is annotated as RAS protein activator like 2. Lineage: Eukaryota; Metazoa; Chordata; Aves; Coliiformes; Coliidae. The record is from RefSeq and is a predicted model, not a curated record. Bases 203 to 4468 code for a protein of 1421 amino acids. The transcript has 19 exons. Gene Ontology annotation, biological process: regulation of GTPase activity.